Jatropha curcas is the source of this 2497-nucleotide messenger RNA. The record is from RefSeq and is a predicted model, not a curated record. NCBI's taxonomy places the organism in Eukaryota, Viridiplantae, Streptophyta, Magnoliopsida, Malpighiales, Euphorbiaceae.
UCAUCCAAAAAGAGGAUCUUCCAUUCUAAGGACCGUCCAUUAAGUGGACCCAUGGGCGGAGAUGUCAAGAUCUAAUCCUAUACGUUGGUUCCAGAAAGAAGAAUGUCUAGUGGAUCCACAAUUCCACACACAUAGCAUCGCCAUCGUCUAUUUUCGCUACCUUUCUGAAGCGCCAUCAAUGGCGGAUCUCAACCUCUUGCUUCUCCUUCUCCUUGUCAUCCCUAUCUCUCUUCUUGCUCUGCUAAUUUUAAUCGUCAGGCCCCGCCCCGUCAAGAUCCCAAUAAAAAAUCGCCAUGUUUUCAUCACCGGUGGGUCCAGCGGUAUCGGAUUGGCCUUGGCAAUCCGGGCCGCAUCAGAAGGGGCCAGAGUCUCCAUUCUGGCCCGUUCUCUCGACAAGCUCGAGGAAGCAAAGCACUUUAUCCGUCUAUCUACUGGUGUGGACGUGGCAAUUUUUGCGGCGGAUGUGAGAGAUUUUGAUUCUGUAACAAAAGCUGUGGUUGAGGCAGGCCCCAUCGAUGUGUUGGUGGUGAAUCAAGGGGUGUUUUUACCUCAGGAACUGGAGAAGCAGGAAUUGGAUGAGGUCAGGUUCAUGAUAGACGUGAAUUUGAUGGGGAGUUUUAAUAUGAUUAAAGCUGCUUUGCCUGGAAUGAAGAUUAGGGAUGAACGCAGGCCCGCCUCGAUUGCUCUCAUGUCAUCUCAGGCCGGUCAGGUGGGUAUUUAUGGCUACACUGCUUACUCAGCUAGUAAGUUUGGGCUCCGGGGUUUAGCAGAAGCUUUACAACAGGAGGUCAUCGCAGAUAACAUACAUGUCUCCCUUAUAUUCCCUCCGGACACUGAUACUCCUGCCCUUGCUGAGGAAAAUAAAAGGCGGCCACAACUCACAAGUAUCAUUGCAGCCUCUUCUGGUGCAAUGAAAGCAGAUGAAGUUGCCAAAAAAGCUUUAGAUGGCAUCAAAUCUGGUAGUUUUGUCGUCCCUUGCAACUUUGAGGGAGCCUUGUUGAGCAUAGCAACUGCUGGUUUAUCCCCUCAGAGAUCAUUCUUAAUGGCAUUUAUCGAGGUGGUUGCUGCCAGUAUGAUACGACUUUUAGCCCUUUGCUUCCAGUGGAAUUGGUAUGGAAGUAUAGAGAAGUGGCAUGCACAAAAGAAACUUGAAGAGGACGCAAAAAUUCACCUUCGUCCGCUUAAGAGGUUUUCUUUUCAGGAAUUACAAGUGGCGACAGAGGAUUUUAGCAAUGAAAACAUUCUAGGCAGCGGUGGAUUUGGACCAUUUGGUAAAGUUUACAAAGGAAUUCUGGAAGAUGGAUCCUUGGUGGCUAUAAAAAGACUGAAAAGCGAGCAUACUCCUGGUGGGGAACUUCAGUUCCAGAAAGUAAUGGCAAUGAUCAGUACUGCUACGCACCAGAAUCUCCUUAAGUUAGAUGGGAUUUGUAUGACACCAACUGAACGACUGCUAAUUUAUCCCUACAUGGCUAAUGGGAGCGUUGCUUCAUGCUUAAGAGAGCGACCUUUAUCACAACCUGCACUUGACUGGCCUACUAGAAAGCGAAUUGCUAUUGGGGCUGCAAGGGGUCUUUGUUAUUUGCAUGAUCACUGUAAUCCAAAGAUUAUUCACCGCGAUGUUAAAGCUGCAAAUAUUCUGUUGGAUGAGGAGUUUGAAGCUGUUGUUGGGGACUUUGGGCUAGCUAAAUUGAUGGACUACAAUGACACUCAUGUCACCACUAAUGUUUGUGGUACAGCAGGGCAUAUAGCUCCAGAAUACCUCUAUACUGGUAUAUGUUCAGAGAAAACUGAUGUCUAUGGAUAUGGAGUUAUGCUUCUAGAGCUAAUUUCUGGACAGAGGGCUGUCGACCUUUCUUGGAUUGCUGCCGAAGAUGAUCUUUUGCUCCUUGAUUGGGUAAAACUUCUCCUGAAAGAGAGGAGAUUACAAGUGCUGGCUGAUCCUGAUCUUCGCAGCAAUUAUGUACAAGAUGAAAUGGAGCAGUUAAUCAAGGUGGCAUUGCUUUGCACACAAGGUUCCCCAUUGUACCGGCCUAAGAUGUCUGAAGUGAUGAGAAUGCUUGGAGGUUAUGGCUUGGCAGAGAGGUGGUAUGAAUUGCAGGAGAUAGACACUUCUGAGCAGGAUUUUAGACUGGCCUUUCCACCUAUUUCUUAUUACCUGAUCGACUCCACGGAGAAUCUACAUGCAAUUGAGUUAUCCGGUCCCAGAUGAUUCUUCUCUUUUUGCCAAUAUUUACAACUUGCUACCUUCUUGUUCCAUCAAACUAGCUACACCAAGUAUGAACAAUGGCAUGCACAAGAAGAGCAGAGCACACAUAUAUAUAUAUUUUUUUUCUUAUGAAUAAUACUGCUUGGAUAAUGGCUAUAUAUGCAACGACAUCCAUUAGGAGAACUGGAAAUUAGGAAGUAUCAGAAUUCUCGAAUUUUCAGGGAUUUUUGUUUUCUGACUAGAAACUGAAGCUAUUUGUUGAAGGCAAAUUAUGGAGGCAUUUGAUCUUAA